AUGGAUUCUGGUGUGCCACGCUCUGCCGCCUCGAAACGUACUCAUGCUCUAACGCACUUCUCUCCUUCAGGAUCUUACCCUACCAACAACCCCGCCCAAAUGCCUACUCAACCGGGCACGGAUUCUUCCGACCAGGACAACAAGUCCAAGACGCAGCUGCCGAGUCAGGUUCGGUUUUCGUCGGUAACCGAAGAAAUCGAGCCUUCGGAUCCAUCGGCAUCUGCUCAGCCCGCUGGGAACCAGCCCGCCGACAGUCAAAAACAGCAGAAUGAGGAAUUACGGUCGCUAGCUGCCAGUCUCCAGCGGUCUCAACUGCAAGAAUCGCGACUGGGGAAGUUCUCAUUUGACCCAGUUUCUCUCCCGUCCUCAAGAGUUGCAUCCCGAGAAUCGAGCGAUCGCAGCGCGCGAGAACCCAAUGGAUCCGGUUUGCCGUCUCCCCAUGCCUCUCCACCGGUGUCAACGAUGCAAUCUCCGCCUCUUACCCCCGCAGCCACCCACUCUCGUGAACCCAAAACUAAUGACACUGCUUCGACGUCGAACGCGACAGACCGAGGACUUGCUCCGCACUCUACUGCGAUGACUCCGGAGACUUCCCCGCCUACGAGCGCGUCCGCGAGAAGCAAGGCUCCUCAGAGCGCGCCGACAUCGCGGCCCGGUUCCACCGAACAAUUGUCGAAACAAGGCAAUGUAUCGCAGACGUCAUCCCACCCUUUGAAUGCGUCCAAGCAUCGUGCGCAGUUUUACGUCGGCCCCGAAGGUGGCUCUCAGGAAGAAAGCCCUCCAGUCACCCCGCGAGAUUCUGAAAGUUUCACGCCGCCGGGCGCCAUCACGCCCGUUGGGGAACCGAACGAUCCCUAUGCCCGCAGCAAGCGACCGCCGCAAUCCAAGAAUCUCGGCCAACUUGACCAGCGAUUCAUCUUCGGAGGCCGGGACCUGAGGCGUCGAGGACAGAAUUCGGCAACGUUCCCCCUCCCUCGCCCCGGAACGCCGCGAUCGGCCAGCGCCAGCGACCUGAAGGCCAGUGAGAAGCGCAGUGGCUUCUUUAGCAGCAAGAAGGACGCGCGCCAGCAGGAGCCGGAAGGCAAGCCCCAUGGUCACAUGGCGGAGCUGAAGCGGUUUUUCAAAAUGGGCCACAAACACAAGCGGAACGAUUCUCCCUCCUCGCUUCCCAAGAGAUCGAGUCGCGGCUCCGGAAAGAACACACCGUACCAGAUGGCCCCGGACAACGUGCCCUUUGCCGAUGACCAUGGACUCAACUCUAAAUACGGCAAACUCGGGAAGGUCCUUGGGUCCGGGGCGGGCGGCUCCGUGCGGCUACUUAAACGGAACAGCGACGGCGUGACUUUCGCCGUGAAGCAAUUCAGAGAGCGCCACUCGUGGGAGACAUUGAAGGAAUAUUCGAAAAAGGUGACCGCAGAGUUUUGCAUUGGGUCAACUCUCCACCACGGUAACAUCAUCGAGACGCUCGAUAUUAUACAAGAAGGAAAUCAUUGGUAUGAGGUCAUGGAGUACGCUCCGUUUGACUUGUUUGCCAUUGUCAUGACCGGGAAAAUGGUAAAGGACGAAGUGGCAUGCGCCUUCAAGCAGAUCCUGAGCGGUGUGGCCUAUCUACACGGCAUGGGUCUGGCUCACCGUGACCUGAAACUAGAUAACGUGGUUGUCAACGAACACGGUAUCAUGAAGCUCAUUGAUUUUGGAAGCGCCGUUGUUUUCCGGUAUCCCUUCGAGAACGAUAUUGUUUCUGCAUCCGGUAUUGUUGGUUCCGAUCCAUAUCUCGCCCCCGAAGUAUACGACGAGAAGAAAUAUGACCCUCGCCCCACGGAUAUUUGGUCCCUGGCUAUCAUUUUCUGCUGCAUGACUUUGCGUCGAUUCCCAUGGAAACAACCUCGCGUUAGUGACAAUUCCUACCGGCUCUUUGUCUCCACGCCAACUCCGGGCACUCCGGUUCCGGACGCGGAUCCAAGGCGCCAUCGGAUUUCCCGAUCGACCCCCGAUCUCCCCUCGUCUGCCCGCGAUAACCAACCAUCGCAAACCGCCGAAAACAAAAACUCGGAGAAGAAGCCCGCAGCGCCUGAGCAACAGAAUGGGCAGCAGGAGUCGUCGAAAGAACAGGUCAAAUCCCAAUCAAGCUCUCAUGAAGACAACAACUGUCCUGAAAGCCCGCAGGACGACAAGAGCAUAAAGACCACUUCGAAAGAGAAGAACGGCGCUUCUCAUAAUAAGCCCACGCGCACAACAAGCAAAGAGGCCCCUCCGCUUCCCGCGUCGGCCCAGUCCUCGGGCCAACGCCAGGAAGUUAUCAAGGGUCCUUGGCGGCUUUUACGACUUCUACCGCGUGAGAGCCGGUACAUCAUUGGUCGUAUGCUCAAGGUGAGUGUGAAGGAUCGUGCAAGCCUCGAUGAUGUCUUGACCGAUGAAUGGGUUCGAAACAUCAAGGCAUGCCAGCAAGAAGUAUCCGGCGAAGUGAUCAAAGCUCCCGGUCACACCCACAUUCUCGAACCUCCUUCUUCCAGCGUCCCCGUGGCCAGCAAGGCCAAAUAA
Aspergillus affinis is the source of this 2541-nucleotide messenger RNA. Its product is annotated as putative protein kinase. Gene Ontology annotation, molecular function: ATP binding; protein serine/threonine kinase activity. The coding region runs from base 1 to 2541 and encodes 846 amino acids. The record is from RefSeq and is a predicted model, not a curated record. NCBI's taxonomy places the organism in Eukaryota, Fungi, Ascomycota, Eurotiomycetes, Eurotiales, Aspergillaceae. The transcript has 3 exons. Gene Ontology annotation, biological process: protein phosphorylation; intracellular signal transduction.